Molecule: messenger RNA, 3682 nt
Organism: Lucilia cuprina (Australian sheep blowfly)
Lineage: Eukaryota; Metazoa; Arthropoda; Insecta; Diptera; Calliphoridae
Product: serine/arginine repetitive matrix protein 2
Exons: 6
Coding region: 49-3354 (1101 amino acids)
Source: RefSeq, a predicted model, not a curated record
GUUCAUUUUUGCCGGCGCAGUUCUUUGUAAAAAUGCUGUAUUAUCAAAAUGUCUGACUUAAAUGAUGACUUAUUAAAUUAUGAUAUAGGAGAUGUUAUAGAUGAUCAGGUCUUAAUAGGAGCUGAUGAAGAUGAACUAUUGCUGUCAGAUGAUGAUUUAGAAAAAGAUGUUUCUAAGGAAGAAAAACAAAAAUUAAAAUCUGAAGCUGAGGAAUGGGUCAAAACACAAAUUAAAGAUAAACCUAAAAAAGCAACAAAACAAGUUGUUGCAGAACAAAAAACAAUUGAAACAACUAAAACCUGCCAGACAGAAAAUUCAAAAAAUGAAGUUAAUAAAGUACAAGAAAGUUCCGCUAAGGAACAGCAACAACAAACAGAAAUUACAAAGCAAGAAGUUGCAACAGCAGCAACCUCAUCUACAAUUACACAAGAAUUUAAAGCUCCAGCUGAACAAACAAAUAACACAACUAGUAAUAAUGUGGAAACAAAUGCUAGUACAGUAAUUGCAACAACAGCAUCUGUGGAAAAUUUAAGCAAUUCCAAUAAAGAAAUGGAAUUGGAUCAAACGUCAAAUAUUUCUAAUUCUGCCGCAAGUUUAACAAAUGAUUCUUGUGGCUCUUCGGUAAUACAAAGUUCUCAGGAAAGUGCAAGUGUUACCAUGAGUCAUAGUGAUGUAUCCGAUCCUCGUGAAGACUAUGAGGAAGAACGUGAAGAACGUACAAAUAUAAAAACUACAAGUGAACGGGAGUCCUUUGAUCACGGCACAGAACAUUCGCCAGAAAAAUCUGUAAAUCGUUAUGUUUAUCAUCAAAAAAGAAAUGGUGCUCCGCUAAUACGUGGCCACCCUCUACGAGGUCCUGCUCCUCCUUUCCAACGUCCCCUGUUACGUUUCCCUCCUCACGGUAAUAUAUCCUUGCUAGCACCAUCGCCCUUUACACACUUGGGCGGUUUAGCAACAGUUACACUAACACAUCCCAAUACAAAUCCUCUUAUUCCAGGUCAACCAUUUCCACCACCAAAUCAACAACCUAACACAAAUCCUUUUGCACCACAACCUCCACCCAAUUCCCUACAGAAUACACCUCACGGCCCUAUGGCGGGACCAAAUCAUGACCCAAAUAAUCCUCAUCAUAGGCCCCGGCAUCCAUUUGGUUUUCGUCCCGGUCCCAUGGCAGGUUUUCGUCAUCCCAAUCCUUCGGGCAUGUAUUCACAAGUGCCGCAUGAUUACAAUGGUGGCCAGGGACCGGGCGGCUUUAACCAGCAUCAAUUUGGUGGUCCACGUAAUGUUUUUAGACCAGAAGGUCCAAUGGGUUUACCGCCUGGUAUGCGUCCCGGCAUGCGCAUGCAAAGACCUCCCCUACAAGCUUUACCACCUCAUGCUAUGCCUAACCAGGGUAAUUUUAUUAAUGCUCCUCCCCAUCAGAUAAGGCCAGCUGGUCCGGGACCACAACCACCUCCCGGGGCCCCUACCGUAACCGGUCAAACUCCUCCCGUCUCAAGCCAACCUCCAGCUGGUCAAAUGCCAGCAGCUGCUCCUGCGUUAGCUCCACGUAAAGUUCUUAUUAAUCCUAAUUUUAAGGGGGGUGUUGAAGCAGCCACUAGUAAAUUUAUACAAGAAACCCAAUACAUGAAUGCCAUAAAUCCACAUGUACCCCGGGUACAGAGUGAUGAGGAGCUAUUGCGUCAACAGGAGGAAUUCAUUAAUAAAAAUCGUGAGCACAUUGAAAAACGGCGUCAUGCCAGAGAUGUUUCCCCCGCAAGACGUUCCCGCAGUCGUAGUCGUUCACGCUCUCGUUCACGUUCACCACGUAGUGUUUCACGUGAACGUAGCUAUACACCACCCAAACGUCAUCCUAACGGUGGUCCCAAUAAUCGUAACGAUCGUUUUGAUAGAGAACGUGAUCGCGAUCGUGAUAGAGGUGAUCGUGAACGUCCUUCCAAUGAUGAUAAGAAUACACGCAUGGGCAGAGCUGGCAGCAGGGAUCGUGAAGAUCGUGACAGAGAUCGUAAUCGUCCAAUGAGUGGUUAUAAUAAUAACAACAAUCGUCAGGGCGCUAAUCGUUUUAGACGUGCCAAUAGUCGUGAUCGUGAUUAUGAGAAUCGUAAUCAAGGUGGUGGUGGCAGUGGCGGUGGUAAUUAUGGAAAACGUCGUCGUAGUAACUCUCCCUCACCGGGUAAUCGUGGCGGAGGUGGUAAUUUUGGUGGCAACAGAGGUGGACGCUAUAAUAAUGAUCGUGAUAAAUCAGAGGUUGAGGAAGAUGAAGAAACACGUGCCUACCGCUUGCAAAUUGAAAAACAAAAAGCUUUACGAGAACAAAUUAUGCGUGACAAAGAAAUGAAACGUCGAAGAGCUGCUGAAGAAAAACAAUAUGAGGAAAAACGUAGUGGUGGACCACAACAAAAAGAUGAUACGCCUCCACAAACGGCAAAUCAAACGCAACAGCAGCAGCAGAACUCACAAAAAUUAAAAGAAGUAGUAGCGGAACGUAAAAUUAUAUCGUUGAAAAAACGACCAGCCGCCGAACACAAUGAUAAUGAAGAGCCACAAGGUAGAGCCACAACAACACAAAGAAAAACCAUACCAACGGCUAAAAUUUUGCCAGAAGCUAAGAAAACCUUAACAGAUCAUUUGUCACACAAUACAACGAGUGGAGAACGUGGUGGUGGUGGUGGCAGUGGCGCUUCAAAUAGUAUUAGCCAAAAUACUGCUAUUAUAAAGCCGGUAUUAAAAAAAGAUUCCUCAUCAUCUUCAGCUACGGUGGCAGCUAUAAAACCUCAACCUCAUCAACAAUCACAGUCGCAUUCACGACGCAUAUCUUCACACAGUGAGGAUGAAGUACAGUUAGACUAUGAUGAAGAUGAUCUUUUAUUAGAUGAAGAGGAAAUGCUAUUAGCUUCGCCAGAACCCACACCUCCACGGGAAAUUGCCUCUAAACAGCGCAUAGAAUCGCGUACACCCUCACCCGAGCCUAAUGUUAAAUCGCAUAAUAUUGCCAGAAAAGCUAUGAAUGCCAGAGGUGGUAACAGUGCCAGCAGUGGUGGAGGAGGUGGUGGUGGAGGUAGUGGUAAUCAUGGUACUUCAAAGACCAGCUUUAGUUCUAACAAUCGUAGAGUCGUUUUAAAAACCUCUUCAAGUACUUCAGGUUCAACGACUUCAUCAUCGAAUACUACUACUAGAGGAGGCCGUGAUAUGGGCUCUUCAAGCAGUAGUAGCAAUUCACGUAGAGCUAUUUUUGAACGUUUAGAUAUACGCAACAGUAGUAGACAACAGUCACCCUCAACAGCUGGCUCAAGUUCUGGUGGAAAUUCCGAUAAUAAACGUAAACCCCAAAGGAUUGUAUUAAAGCACGAUUAAAUUAUUUUACUUCAAGAUUUAUUCACUUCAUUUGAUUUCUUUCUUCUUAUUGCUCUUAAGAUAAUGUGUUUUUUCUCCUCAACCUCAACCUCUCUCCCAACCUUUCUCCCUCUCUCUCUCGCUCUCACAAUAGUUUUUAAUUAUAUUAAAACUUGUUCAAUUGUUAGAAAUUUAUUAUACAAUUUGCUGCAACGUUGUUUAGGCUUUAAAUGCUUAGACGUUUUAAUGGAAAAUAUUGAAAAAUCAUAAAAUAUUAAAAGUUUAUUGCCAACUAAGCUUAAUUUUCAAGUUUUAUAUAAUAUUUUUUUUUUUAAAUUAACAAUAUCUA